This is a messenger RNA of Indicator indicator, 1494 nucleotides long. RefSeq names its product tyrosine hydroxylase (gene TH). Gene Ontology annotation, cellular component: perikaryon; axon; cytoplasm. The record is from RefSeq and is a predicted model, not a curated record. Lineage: Eukaryota; Metazoa; Chordata; Aves; Piciformes; Indicatoridae. The transcript has 13 exons. The coding region runs from base 1 to 1494 and encodes 497 amino acids. Gene Ontology annotation, biological process: dopamine biosynthetic process from tyrosine. Gene Ontology annotation, molecular function: tyrosine 3-monooxygenase activity; iron ion binding.
AUGCCAACCCCGAACAUCUCCACCUCUGCAGCCAAAGGCUUCCGCAGGGCGGUGUCGGAGCUGGACUCCAAGCAAGCUGAGGCCAUCAUGUCUCCACGGUUCAUCGGAAGACGUCAAAGCCUCAUCGAAGAUGCCAGGAAGGAAAGAGAAGCUGCUGCUGCUGCUGCUGCUGCUGCUGCAGCCACGGAUGCUGCAGAGUCUACAGAGACCAUUGUCUUUGAGGAGAAGGAUGGGAGAGCCAUGCUGAACCUCUUCUUCAUGCUCAAGGGAACCAAGACUUCACCACUGUCCCGUGCACUUAAGGUAUUUGAGACAUUUGAAGCUAAAAUCCACCACCUGGAGACCAGGCUUAGCCGAAAGCCCCGUGAAGGGACUGCUGAACUGGAGUACUUUGUGCGCUGUGAAGUCCACAGCUCUGAUCUCAAUACUUUCAUUAGCUCCAUCAAGAGGGUAGCAGAAGACGUCAGGACCACUAAGGAAGACAAAUUUCACUGGUUUCCUAGAAAAAUCUGUGAGCUGGACAAGUGCCACCACUUGGUCACCAAGUUUGACCCCGACUUAGAUCUGGAUCACCCGGGCUACUCUGACCAAGUGUAUCGCCAGAGGAGGAAAUCGAUAGCAGAAAUUGCUUUUCACUAUAAGCAUGGGGACCCAAUCCCACGUGUGGAGUACACAGCGGAGGAGAUUGCGACCUGGAAGGAGGUGUACAGCACUCUGAAGAGCCUCUACCCCACCCAUGCCUGCAAGGAGUACCUCGAAGCUUUCAGUCUACUGGAGAAAUUCUGUGGCUACAAUGAGAACAACAUCCCUCAGCUGGAGGAGGUCUCCCGCUUCCUGAAAGAGAGGACUGGCUUCCAGCUGCGGCCGGUGGCUGGCCUGCUGUCGGCGAGGGACUUCCUGGCCAGCCUGGCCUUCCGCGUCUUCCAGUGCACGCAGUACAUCCGCCACGCCUCCUCGCCCAUGCACUCCCCCGAGCCGGAUUGCUGUCACGAGCUGCUGGGGCACGUCCCCAUGCUGGCCGACAAGACCUUUGCCCAGUUCUCUCAGGACAUUGGGCUGGCAUCUCUGGGAGCAACUGAUGAAGAAAUUGAGAAACUUGCCACACUUUACUGGUUUACAGUGGAGUUUGGGCUCUGCAGGCAGAAUGGAAUAGUCAAAGCCUACGGAGCUGGGCUUCUGUCUUCCUAUGGGGAGCUCAUACACUCCUUGUCAGAUGAACCAGAGGUGAGGGACUUCGACCCUGAUGCUGCUGCUGUCCAGCCCUACCAGGACCAGAACUACCAGCCUGUAUAUUUUGUGUCUGAGAGCUUCAGUGAUGCCAAAAAUAAACUGAGGAGCUACGCAGCACACAUCAAGAGGCCCUUCUCGGUGAAAUACGAGCCCUACACCCACAGCAUCGAGCUCCUGGACAGCCCUCAGACCAUCUGCCGCUCCCUGGAGGGCGUAAGGGAUGAGCUUCACUCGCUGCUUAACGCGCUCAACCUCAUCAGCUAA